Diaporthe batatas is the source of this 2072-nucleotide messenger RNA. RefSeq lists its product as uncharacterized. The record is from RefSeq and is a predicted model, not a curated record. Lineage: Eukaryota; Fungi; Ascomycota; Sordariomycetes; Diaporthales; Diaporthaceae. Gene Ontology annotation, molecular function: FMN binding; NADH dehydrogenase (ubiquinone) activity; 4 iron, 4 sulfur cluster binding. Bases 62 to 1573 code for a protein of 503 amino acids. The transcript has 3 exons.
CCACCCCCCCCCCCAAACACCGCUCGACCGGGCACCGACACAAACCCACACACACGCCACGAUGUUAUCACGAACGACAGCACCGACAGCAAAGUCCUCAGCCCAGGCCCUCUCCAGGGCGGUGGCACCGGCGGCGGCGGCAGGAGUGGCGGCCAGCGGCACAUCCCCACGAAGCUUCGCGACCGUCCAGGAUGGCAACCCGGUGAGGCACUACGGCGGCCUCAAGGACCAGGACCGCAUCUUCCAGAACCUCUACGGCCGAUACCCCCCCGACCUGAAGCACGCAAAGAAGAUGGGCGACUGGCACAAGACCAAGGAGAUCGUGCUCAAGGGCCACGACUGGAUCAUCGGCGAGAUCAAGGCCUCUGGCCUGCGAGGGAGAGGAGGUGCCGGCUUCCCCUCGGGGCUGAAAUGGUCUUUCAUGAACCCCAAGGGCUGGGAGAACGACAAGAAGCCCCGCUACCUGGUCGUCAACGCCGACGAGGGCGAGCCGGGAACGUGCAAGGACCGCGAGAUCAUGCGCAAGGACCCCCACAAGCUGGUCGAGGGCUGCCUCAUCGCCGGCCGCGCCAUGAACGCCACCGCCGCCUACAUCUACAUCCGCGGCGAGUUCGUCUACGAGGCCGCCAUCCUGCAGGAGGCCAUCAACGAGGCCUACGCCGACGGCCUGAUCGGCAAGAACGCCUGCGGCUCGGGCUACGACUUUGACGUCUACGUCCACCGCGGCGCCGGCGCCUACGUCUGCGGCGAGGAGACGAGCCUGAUCGAGUCGCUCGAGGGCAAGCCCGGCAAGCCCAGGCUCAAGCCCCCCUUCCCGGCCGCCAUCGGCCUCUUCGGCUGCGCGUCCACCGUCACCAACGUCGAGACCGUCGCCGUCGCCCCGACCAUCUGCCGCCGCGGCGGCAGCUGGUUCGCCGGCUUCGGCCGCGAGCGGAACCAGGGCACCAAGCUCUUCUGCAUCAGCGGCCACGUCAACAACCCCGUCACCGUCGAGGAGGAGAUGAGCAUCCCGCUGCGCGAGCUCAUCGACAAGCACUGCGGCGGCGUCCGCGGCGGCUGGGACAACCUGCUCGCCGUCAUCCCGGGCGGCUCCUCCACCCCGGUCCUGCCCAAGCACGUCUGCGACGACCAGCUCAUGGACUUUGACGCCCUCAAGGACAGCCAGUCCGGCCUCGGCACCGCCGCCGUCAUCGUCAUGGACAAGAGCACCGACAUCGUCCGCGCCAUCGCCCGCCUGUCCCACUUCUACCGCCACGAGUCCUGCGGCCAGUGCACGCCCUGCCGCGAGGGCAGCAAGUGGACCGAGCAGAUCAUGAGCAGGUUCGAGAAGGGCCAGGGCCGCCUGCGCGAGAUCGACAUGAUCCAGGAGCUGACCAAGCAGGUCGAGGGCCACACCAUCUGCGCUCUCGGCGAGGCUUUCGCAUGGCCCAUCCAGGGCCUCAUCCGACACUUCCGGCCCGAGCUGGAGAGGCGCAUGCAGGACUUUGCACAGAAGAACGGCGGCGAGGCUCUGGCCGGCGGCUGGGCGCACGACACGAGGGCCAAGGGCCAGCUCGUCUCCCCCGGCCAGUAAGUAAAGGGGGGCUCAUGUGUGUAGAUUGAGAUGUUUCAAGACAUGAGGUAGUGUUGGUUCGCAAGUAGCGGCGUACGGUGGUCUGAGAGGUUGAAAACAAAGAAAUCUUUUUUCAAAAACCCUGACUUUGUACAUUGUUCCUACGUCAGUAGUUGUGGUAGAACUUCCUUUGGGAAUGUACUAUACUUGUGUGUGUGUGUGUUGUUGCCAGAGGGUAUGAUUCCUUGUGCAGUGUGCAUGUGCAGCUGUGAUGCUGCCUUUUCUGACCAGCCCCGGGCCAUUAGCUGUGAUCAUUAAACGAGUGCGUGCUGUAACAAUCAAUCAUCUUGGACACCAACCUGAGUGGUUGAAAAGUUACAAGCGUGCCUCCUCUCGUUGAGAAACACUUGUAUCCCAAAUGAAAGCUGCUUUAGCUGGUAUGCCUCUUGAUUCCAGAAAGAUCACUCGGGAGUUUCGAUACCACACCAACCACAGAGCGGUAGCAAAAAAAGGGGGAAGG